Molecule: messenger RNA, 2817 nt
Organism: [Candida] anglica
Lineage: Eukaryota; Fungi; Ascomycota; Pichiomycetes; Serinales; Debaryomycetaceae
Source: the annotation of a GenBank genome assembly
AUGUCACAAACUACUUCUACUGUGGAAGAAGUACAUGCUUCUCAAAGGAAUUCCCAGGCAACCCAUUCUUCAGUUGCUAAAAGAGUUCAUAGAGAAGUUAGAUUUGGAUCAUAUAUACUUGGAUCUACAUUAGGAGAAGGUGAAUUUGGGAAAGUUAAACUUGGUUGGAGGAAAGAUGGUAAACAACCAUCUCAAGUGGCAAUCAAAUUAAUCAAAAGAGAUAGCAUUAUGAAAGAUUCUGAUAGUGAAAUUAAAGUUCAUCGAGAAAUUAAUUCUCUUAAAUUAUUAAAUCAUCCAAAUAUUGUUAAAUUAGUUGAAGUGAUGAAGAGUGGGAAAUAUAUUGGAAUUGUACUCGAAUAUGCAUCAGGAGGUGAACUUUUUGAUUAUAUUUUACAUCAUAAAUAUCUUAAGGAGAAUGUUGCAAAGAAAUUAUUUGCACAAUUAGUAUCAGGAGUUGAUUAUAUGCAUUCAAAGGGUUUAAUUCAUAGAGAUUUAAAACUUGAAAAUCUUUUAUUGGAUAAACAUAAAAAUGUUAUUAUAUCUGAUUUUGGAUUUGUAAAUUCUUAUAAUAAGGAUAAAAAUGAUUUUAUGAAAACUUCAUGUGGUUCUCCAUGUUAUGCAGCUCCUGAAUUAGUAUUAACUCAAUCGCCUUAUGAAGGUCGUAAAGUUGAUAUUUGGUCAUUAGGAGUUAUAUUAUAUGCUAUGCUUUCAGGAUAUUUGCCAUUUGAUGAUGAUCCAGAAAAUGAAGAUGGUGCGGAUAUUGUGAGAUUAUAUCAUUAUAUAUGUAAGACUCCAUUAACAUUUCCUGAAUAUGUUUCUCCACUUGCAAGAGAUUUAUUAAGAAAAAUCAUUGUUCCCGAUCCAAAAAAGAGAAUUAAUAUUAAUGAUAUUAGAUCACAUCCAUGGCUUACUCCUCAUGUUAAUUUAUUAUCCAUUAGACAACCUGAAUGGGAUAGAAUUCAUAAGGAAAAUAAGACUCCUGCUUCGAUUACUCAAUUGAAUAGUCAUACCAAUAAGAGAUUCUCAAUGUUGAAUGAAAGAACUAAUAGUUCUGCAUUAAUGCCAAAACGUGGGAGAUCAAUGUCAAAUUCAAAUGUUGUCAAUCAAAUAUAUUCAAACCCUCCAGCUCCAACCACUUCUUCAUCUUUGGCAAAUGCCAUUGCCCUACCAUUAUUAAAUGGUACACCAUCUGGCUCCAAUGUAGGAGAAAAUACCCCAAUAAGGCCAUCUUCUCCUUCUCCUAUAAAUGGUACAACAACAGGAUCUGGAAAUUAUUAUAAUUCUGGAUUCCAACGUGGACAUACGAAAUCUGCAUCUGUUUCAAACACUUAUCCAACUGCUAGUACUGCUCUCAAGGCAGUGGUAACUGAGAAUAAUAACAAUUUCAAACGAAAUUCAAUAUCUUCCAUCAAUUCAACUACAUCUCUCAGCAGCACUCAACCAUCAUAUUCUUCAACUUCAACUUCAUCAAAGCCUCAUUAUCAACUUCCAAUGAAUCUUUCUCGUAGUAGUACUUACACGGGUUCAGCUAUUUCUACUAUUGUUGAAAGUCCAACAAGAGCCGGUGCUAGAUCACCAGCUAUUGAUGUUAGAAAUGGGGCUUCUGGUAGUGGUUCAUCUUCUACAGCAGUAACUGCUGCGAUGCUUGCUGUUGCUGGUGGUAACGGUUCUCAAAGACAAAAUAGUGACAAUACAUUCAUUGCACUUCUUCCAUCUAGAGCAGGUGGUUAUAACGCUACUAGAGAACAUACUAGACUUCCACAUUCUGAGAAGAAACCAAGACCAACUUCUUACCAUCCAUCUUCUAUGUCUUCUACACUUUUAUCGUCUAGUCAUGGAAGCUCUACUGGGUUGCUUGAUUAUAUUACUCCCAUCAAUCUACCAAUUCCUCAGUUUUUAUCUACUUCACCUACGAAAUCGAGUACAUCUACUAAUGUUGAUUCUGUUUCAGUUACAGGAGUGGUAGCUGAUACUCCAGGAAGUCCAUCAUCAGGUGUCAAGUCAGGAGCCUCUAUUCAUUCAAGAAGAAGUUCGUUUGUAACUCCAAUUAACGUUAAUGGCGUUUUGACGAGUGAAACGAACCUUUCUCAAGAAAAUAGAAACUCUGUACUUUGCUAUUUGGAGGAUAAAAUUGAAGCAUUAGAAUUAUCUGAUCGUAACAGUCAUAACAAUAGUCCAACUAAAUCUGGAUCAGCACUUAAUGUUACUCCUCAGAUAGAUCAAUAUCCUGAUUUUGAUGGACAAGUAGUAUCACCAACAUCUCCAGAAGUUGAAUUAAAUGCCUUUAAAGAACCUCCUGUCAAAUCGGAAUCAAUUGUAAAUAAUGAAGAAUUAUCUCUGGACAAGAAGAUUGUUGUUAAAAAGGAAGAUAAGGUAUCAUCAUCCAAGAAACAAGAUAGACCUUUUGAACGAGUUCCUUCUCGUAAGGAUUCUAAAGAACGUGAACGUAAAGAAAAGGAUAAAGAAAAUAAGGAUAAGGAAAAUAAGGAUAAAGAAACUAAAAAGAGGAAUCGAUUCAGUAUUCUUUCCUUCUAUAGUACAUAUAACUCCUCCUCCAAUAAUAUUGCUUCUCAAGCAGUAACUCCUUCACCACAGCCAGUGAAAAAGAUUUUGGAACCUACAGAAAUGAAUAUUUCCCCACCAAAUAUGACUGCAAAGGAAAAGAAAAGAGUUGGAUCUGCAGGAUCUUCACGUUCCAAUACAUCAAAGAAAUCUACUACUAGUACAGUUACUAGCACUGGUGCAGCUGGUAAGGAAGCAAGCGCUGCUAGAAAAGUUAUGGAUUUUUUCAAGCGAAGAAGCGUACGGGUGGGUUAA